Molecule: messenger RNA, 435 nt
Organism: Merops nubicus (carmine bee-eater)
Lineage: Eukaryota; Metazoa; Chordata; Aves; Coraciiformes; Meropidae
Product: microtubule-associated tumor suppressor candidate 2-like
Exons: 3
Cellular component (GO): cytoplasm; nucleus
Molecular function (GO): microtubule binding
Source: RefSeq, a predicted model, not a curated record
AUUGCACGAGCUCCAUAUCUGCACUUAGAAAAAGAUAUGAAGAGCUUAAAACAUGUUCUGGAAAUGAAGAACCAUCAGAUUCACCAACAGGAGAAGAUGAUUAUGGAGUUAGAAAAACAGGCUGAAAAAAAUUUAAAACUAGAAGAAAAAAUCACCAUGCUGCAACAGCAGAAUGAAGAACUCAGAGCCAGGAUUGAGCAAAAUACUGUCAUAACAAGGCAACUCUCAGAGGAGAACGCUAAUCUCCAAGAAUACGUCGAGAAGGAAAUGGAGGAGAAGAAGAAAUUGAGCAAGACUAACGAGGAGCUCCUCUGGAAACUGCAGGAGGAGGAUGCCGCGAGCCCGGUGAAACUCCAGCCCACAUCAUCCACUUCUUUCUAUCGCUGCUCGUCGGGGAACUCCUCUCCAGCAAAAGCCAGAACCCUGCGGCAGUGA